AUGUGCGAUGGGCUUGUAGGAGAUGACUGUAACGUCGAAACAUGGUUGAAUUUCCAAGGAUCCACGAACAAUGGCUUUUCCCCGCUGACGUAUAACUAUAUUACCGUCGAGAUGGGCGCGAAAUCAGGAAAAGAACUCGACUUUGAAAAUCGAUGGAAAAAGCCGAGAGGGUUAGAGCCGCUGCCUGAAAGUGAUGUUCCAAACGGAGCUAUCCCUAAGACCUACGAAACCUUUCAAUGCGAAAAUGUUUACACAGAUCCUUACAGUGGAGUAAGCGGAACUUGCUCUUGUCAAGAUUGCGAGGCAGUUUGUCCUGGUCUUUACGAGUACCCAGAGCCCGAACCCAAACCGACAAUCGGGUCGAUGGAUAAAUGGGCUUUCGUGGGCAUGAUGGUCGGAAUUCUCCUCGUAGUUUUUGUCGUCACCUUUUAG
Messenger RNA from Oikopleura dioica, 432 nucleotides. The record is from the annotation of a GenBank genome assembly. Lineage: Eukaryota; Metazoa; Chordata; Appendicularia; Copelata; Oikopleuridae.